AUGAAGCUUAAUAAACAGCUGGAAGAGAAAGUAAAAAACUGUACAUGCAAGAAACCUGUUAAUGAGCUGCUAUUAAAUUCUGAUGAAGAUGUUAUGUUUUAUACUGGAAUUACUUCCAGAAUAUUAUUCGAUAAACUAUGUUCGUAUAUUACACCAUAUGUCAAACGUAAAUGGAGAGGACUUAAAGAAACCAAUAUUACCCUAGUUAGAAAAUAUAAAAGGACACCAAAUAAAUCUGGUCCUAAAUCAAAGUUAUGUGUCAAAGAUGAGUUCCUGUUAAUGCUAAUGAAAAUUAGGCUUGGAUUAUUAGGGCAAGAUUUAGCUCAAAGAUUUGGUAUUUCUGCUACUAUAUCUAGUCGCAUAUUUGCAACUUGGGUAAAAGCAACAGCAAGUGUAUUGAAAUCAUUUGUUUACUUUCCUGAUUAUGGACAUAUUGCUGCUACAAGACCUCCAAGAUUCAGAGAUGUUCAAAAUCUUCAUUCAAUAGCUGAUGACAAAGAAUUAACAAUACAAUCUGGAUACUUAGACUUUGUUGAACCAUAUACAGAUGUAAUGGUUGAUAAAGGAUUCAAUAUUGCUGAUGAAUGUGCAGCUCGCUGUAUCAAUAUAAUUGUUCCACCAGGUAAAAGAGGUCAGAGCCAAAUGUCACAAGCAGAUGUUAGAAAAACCACUAAAAUUGCAAAGUUGCGAAUUCUGGUUGAACAAGUUAUUUCUCGUUUGAAAAAGUUUCACCUCAUUGCAAAAGAAGUUCCUAUAACUCUUUUAUGUCACUUAGAUGACAUCAUUAUAAUUUGUGCAGCCUUAUGUAACCUCAAAAAGCCGAUAUAUGGAAAGUAA
Hydractinia symbiolongicarpus is the source of this 837-nucleotide messenger RNA. RefSeq lists its product as uncharacterized. The transcript has 3 exons. The record is from RefSeq and is a predicted model, not a curated record. Bases 1 to 837 code for a protein of 278 amino acids. Lineage: Eukaryota; Metazoa; Cnidaria; Hydrozoa; Anthoathecata; Hydractiniidae.